Messenger RNA from Arachis ipaensis, 819 nucleotides. NCBI's taxonomy places the organism in Eukaryota, Viridiplantae, Streptophyta, Magnoliopsida, Fabales, Fabaceae. The record is from RefSeq and is a predicted model, not a curated record.
AUUCACAAUGCUUAAUUGCUCAUAUAAUUGUUGUUGCUGGAUUAAUUUCUAUAUUUUAAAAUAUGAACUGGUUGUCUUUCACAUAGUCCAGCUAAGAAAGCCUAUGCUACUGAUUAAGAACUAAGAACACUAUUCCAUUUAAUUGUAGCGAAAGAGAGAAAAUCCUAAUGAACCAGGUUCAUAGUAUCUUCUGUAGCAGCAAUGCCCUUUGGAUCCCUUGUCACAACAAGGAAGGUAUCAACUUGGCCUCCUUUCUCUCUGAGAAUAAAGCAAACAGUCCAUGAAAGGAUACUUAGGAUAUAUGAUGACUUUGUCUGGCCUUUGAAUCUUUCUUCCUUAGCAAGUGAGAACAAAUUUUUGGCAGUAAAGCUAAAGCAGGCGGCAAAUAGUAUUUUUCCAGAAUCUAAUGCUUCGUCGGUGAAUGACUAUGAGGUAAUCCAAGAAACGUUGAGAAGUGCAAACAUACUGUCAUUUACAUUCAGAGAAGUAGUGGAAGAUGUGGAGCUUCAAGAUUACUACAUUCCCAAAGGCUGGAAGGUCCUUCCACUCUUCAAAGCAUUCACCAUUCUGCUAAUUUCUUCCCUCAACCACACAAAUUCGACCCCUCACGCUUCGAGGUAUAUAUGUCACAUUAUUAUAUAUGUCUCUGUAAAUCUAAUCUUCAAUGUGAGAAGCAUAUAUAAUAAGGGUAAAAACGGCGGUUUCAAAUGCCAUUUUAACCAACCAAAAAUGCCACUCUGCCAAGGAAAUAACGGCGGUUUGAACCGCCGUUUAACCAACCAAAAAUGCCGUUUUAUCCUGGAAAUAACGGCGGUUUGA